AUGGCGUCGUAUAUACAAGGCUAUGAUGAGGAAAGGUUUGCGAGCACAGUCAAUCGAAAUUUCCUCUGUUUGAUUUGCUUCAAUGUCCUUAAAGACCACCCGGUUCUGUGUCCGAGAAACCAACAUUGUUUCUGCCGAGGUUGUAUUACGAAACACCUCGAGAAUUCACGAAGAUGCCCUACGUGUGCGGACGAACUGACCGUAGAGACUCUAGCCGAACCCAACAGAAUGGUGAAAGAUUAUUUAAAUGAAUUGAAUAUUCACUGCGUUUACAACAACAGAGGUUGUCAAGAAAUUGUAAGCUGGAACAUCUUGACAACCAUGAGGCUACAUGUGGGUUUACACCAGCCGUUUGUACAAACCAAGGCUGUGGUGCAACUUUAAACCAGCGUGAUCUUAUUCACCAUCAAAGUGAACUAUGUGAAUUUCGAAAGUUGAAGUGCCACUCGUGCGGAGAAAUGACAAAAACGUUGGCAGAUAUGGAGAAAAGAAUGGUGGCGACAAAUUUAACAAUGGAAACGAAAGUAGCGAAUCUCGAAAAGAAUAUGGAUAGAAAAUUCGAAGCAGUGAAUAAUGAAGUGAGAGGAUUGAAAACAGCUUUGAUUGAAGGUUUUGAUGAAAUGAAGGAUGUUCUUGUCAAGAUGGAGGACAAGAAAAAAAAAACACAAGAAAAGUAA
This is a messenger RNA of Paramuricea clavata, 677 nucleotides long. The record is from the annotation of a GenBank genome assembly. Lineage: Eukaryota; Metazoa; Cnidaria; Anthozoa; Malacalcyonacea; Plexauridae.